Messenger RNA from Adineta steineri, 729 nucleotides. The record is from the annotation of a GenBank genome assembly. Lineage: Eukaryota; Metazoa; Rotifera; Eurotatoria; Adinetida; Adinetidae.
AUGAAACUUCGUUCACAUGAAAUUCUCUCAAAUCAUAUGACUUCAAAACCAAUAUCAACAAAACCAUCAUCAAGAUUCAAAAAAUUAUUUCAAACAAAAAAUCUUUUUAAAAAAAAACAUCAAUUAUCAUCAUCAGCAACACCAAUACAAUCUGGUCUUCUUCAUGAAAUUCCUGAUUAUGUUCGAAAAAGUUUUCUUCGUUAUUUGCUUGAGCCAUCUAUUCCUUCUUCUUCUUCACCAAUUAUUCAGCAAAAUUCACCAUCACGAAAUGUUCGACCACCAUUAAUGGGUAUUCAAGCAUUAAAAACUAAAAAACAACAGCAUCGUCAUCAGACAAAACGUUCGUUACGAACAAGAGCUCAACCUGUUGUUGAUAAUAACAAAUCUCUUGACGAUUAUCAAACACAAAAUAACUAUGACAUGACUAUUUUAAAUGUGACUAUUGAUGACGAAAGUGAAGAUAAUUCAAUUUUUGCCACUAAAACAAGUACACAUCAGAAGAAAGCAAUUCCACAAUGGGCAAGAAAAAAUGAAUUACAAAUAGCUAUAUGUAAUCAAAUUUAUUUUCAUCGUAAUCCAAGUGAAAUAUUUGGUAAUACAAUUGAUUGUUCACCAGCACAUUUACGUACAAUACUUCAUUCAAUGUUACCUAAUGUUCAAUUAACAGAUGAUGAUCUAUAUCAAUCACCAUCAAUACCUAUGAAUAGUAACAAAUCAAUAUUGGUCUAA